Molecule: messenger RNA, 426 nt
Organism: Spirometra erinaceieuropaei
Lineage: Eukaryota; Metazoa; Platyhelminthes; Cestoda; Diphyllobothriidea; Diphyllobothriidae
Source: the annotation of a GenBank genome assembly
AUGAGACGUGUCCCAGAAAGCAGUCUUGAAGAGGAAAAAGAAGAAGAUAAAGAAGAAGAAGAAGAAGAAGAAGAAGAAGAAGAAGAUUCGACGGGUUCCGGCCACACAUUCAAAUUCGACGAGACCGAAAUUCUCGCAAGAGUUGGCAACCGCGUGAGCCGGGAGCUGCUUCAGUCAUGGUUUACCGGCCCCCAGUCCAUCAACAAGUGCAACGAUCUUCCCAUUCCAUACUCCGUGCUGAAUCUUCGCCUAGGCGGAGUAAUUGGCCACGCGGGGAGCGCACAGGUGAACACUUUUCCCAACACUCGGCUCAGCGCGUCAGAUGGUCGAGCAAUCAUCACACCAACAUCCAACGCACGUGAUGAGAUUGCUUCAAUUAACAACGCGAAUGUCGGACAUUACGCCACGUGCAACGAUCCCGGAUGA